Molecule: messenger RNA, 1106 nt
Organism: Daucus carota subsp. sativus
Lineage: Eukaryota; Viridiplantae; Streptophyta; Magnoliopsida; Apiales; Apiaceae
Exons: 2
Coding region: 200-1012 (270 amino acids)
Biological process (GO): lipid metabolic process
Molecular function (GO): oxidoreductase activity, acting on the CH-CH group of donors
Source: RefSeq, a predicted model, not a curated record
CCUCCACUUCUCAUCUUCAGGUGUAGUACUACAACAGAACCACGAAACAUCUGCUUUCGUGGCAUCUUAUAGACCAUGUCACUCAACACAACAUAUAACAUGUACAUUAUGACAACAAGUUAUCAACAUAUGUAUCCUUGUUCUACAUAUUCUAAUUAACAAUAGUAGCUAGCUAGUUAAUUAUAUUCUACUUAGAGCAAUGGUUCUGUCAACAUUGCUGAGAUUUAUCUACCCACCGCCAGCAUCGUGGUUCAUAACCGCCAUGACAGUAAUCAAUGGUGCAUCAUUAGUAAAUGCUGGACUGAUGGAAAUUAAAGGGAAGAGCAUGCAGUACUCCAAGUUUUUCAACACCAACAAGAAGAAUGUCGAAGCUUCUGGUGCUAAGAUAAUCGAGCUUUCUGGUAGAAAUGGAAUGCUGGUCGCUUAUGGACCAGCUUUCGUUGCUAGUGUAACCUCUUUAGCCUUUAUGCCAAAUGAGGGCCUUAGGUUCACUUUGGUUUCUUCUGCUCUUGCCGUCCAUUUCUUCAAAAGGCUUUUUGAGGUUUUAUUCAUUCACAAAUACAGUGGAAGCAUGCCAAUAGACAGCGCAAUUGUCAUCUCCACAAGCUAUUUUCUUUCUUCACUCUGCACAAUCUACUCUCAGCAUUUGUGUGGACAAUUUCCCGAACCAGUAGUUGAUCUGAAAUACGCUGGAAUCACAAUUUUCUUAGUUGGCAUUGUCGGAAAUUUUUAUCACCACUACCUCCUGUCUAAGCUAAGAAAAGAGGGCGACAAAGAGUACAAGAUUCCUCAAGGAGGUUUAUUUGAUCUAGUUAUAUGCCCGCAUUAUUUAUUUGAAAUUCUAGGAUUCAUAGGAAUCUCCUGCAUGUCACAAACUGUAUAUGCGCUAUCUUUCACUGCUGGUACAAUUGGUUACUUGACGGGAAGAAGCUAUGCCACAAGAAGAUGGUACCUCUCAAAGUUUGAAGACUUCCCGAAAGAUGUAAAGGCUCUCAUUCCAUAUAUUUUCUAGAUUACCAGAGAGAUGAAUAUAUAGUUAUACCAGAAUGUAACUUCUGAAUUGUUAAUGAUGUAUUAUUGGGAGGUAUGAACACUGAUAUUUUAAA